UGGAAAACGAAAAAUUCCAAACACAUGUAACGGUGUGCCGCCUCAUUGGACCAGCCCAGACCCUCACCGAACCGACACCCUUCUCUCUUUUCCUCUCUUCUCUUCUAUUCCUAAAUUGUAGUUCUGUUUUGCCAGUGAUUGAAGCUAGUUAGAACAAGAUGUUGCAGCUACUCUACACUGCGAUUUUCUCCGAAAUGCUUUUGAUUCUCACGCUCGUCUUCAAAACCCCACUGAGAAAACUCGUCAUCGUUUCCCUCGAUAGUGUGAAGCGCGGUCGCGGUCCCGUGGUGGUUUCCACCGUGGGCGCCACAUUGAUGGUGGUUCUCGCUUCGAGCCUCUACAGCAUGGCCAAGAUCCAGCAACGCACCCUCGAGGCCGGCAUAGUCAACCCCACCGACCAAGUCCUCAUGUCCAAGCACAUGCUCGAAGCUUCUCUCAUGGGGUUUCUGCUGUUCCUCUCUCUGAUGAUUGAUAGAUUGCACCAUUACAUAAGAGAGCUUCGGUCACUCAGGAAGACCAUGGAAGCUAUUAAGAAACAAAGCCGAAGUUUUGAAGAUGGUAAAAAUGGAAAUUCAGAGGAACAUAAAGCAUUGAAUGAAGAAAUUACCACAUUGAAGUCUAAAAUUAAGAAACUAGAAUCUGAAUGUGAGGCAAAAGGAAGUCAAGCUAAGACUUUGGAAACUGAAGUAGAGGCUCUUAAAAAGCAAUCCGAGGGGUUCCUUAUGGAAUAUGAUCGCCUCUUGGAAGACAAUCAGAGUCUUAGGAGUCAGUUGCAGGCCAUUGACCAGAGCCCUUUGAAUUUUGAUAAUAAAAAGAGUAUGUGAUUGUUGAAAUAUCCAGAAAACAGUUUUUAUCCUUUGUUUUAACUCUUGUUUGAGUGUCACAUACUUUCUUAAUGAGGUUACAGUUGUAAAUACCAAGUGUUUACAGACAGAGAUUAGCUGUGUGGAUUGAGUGAACUUGCUGUACUUUAAGCAGCUCAUACAUAUUUGUAUAGGUGAUUUAGUCAGCCUAUAACCAUGCUGUCAUAAUGGUAAGAUGAUCAUAAAGGAACUGAUAUUUAUUGCCUAAGGUGAGUAUAUUCAGUGUUUGCA
Molecule: messenger RNA, 1094 nt
Organism: Glycine soja
Lineage: Eukaryota; Viridiplantae; Streptophyta; Magnoliopsida; Fabales; Fabaceae
Product: B-cell receptor-associated protein 31-like
Exons: 2
Coding region: 159-824 (221 amino acids)
Biological process (GO): intracellular protein transport; endoplasmic reticulum to Golgi vesicle-mediated transport
Cellular component (GO): endoplasmic reticulum membrane; endoplasmic reticulum
Source: RefSeq, a predicted model, not a curated record